AUGGCAAGAGGUGUGCAGAUGGUGGGACACCUGGCAAGUGGUGUACAGCUGGUGAGAGAAAGUGGAAGAGGUUUUACAGGUGGUGGGGCAUAUAUCAAGAGGUUUACAGGUGGUGGGACACAUGGCAAGAGGUUCACAAGUGGUGGGACACAUGGCAAGGAGUAUACAGGUGGUGAGACACAUGAGAAGAAGUUUACAGGUGGUGGGACACAUGGCAAGAGGUUUACAGGUGAUGGGACACAUGGCAAGAGGUUCACAGGUGGUGGGACACAUGGCAAGUGGCUUACAGGUGGUGGGACACAUGGCAAGGGGUUUACAGGUGGUGGUGGGGCACAUAUCAAGAGGUUUACAGGUGGUGGGACACAUGGCAAGAGGUUCACAAGUGGUGGGACACAUGGCAAGGAGUUCACAGGUGGUGAGACACAUGAAAAGAAGUUUACAGGUGGUGGGACACAUGGCAAGAGGUUUACAGGUGAUGGGACACAUGGCAAGAGGUUCACAGGUGGUGGGACACAUGACAAGGGGUUUACAGGUGGUGGGACACAUAUCAAGAGGUAUACAUGUGUUGGGACACAUGGCAAGAGGUUCACAGGUGGUGAAACACAUGAGAAGAGGUUUACAGGUGGUGGGGCACAUGGCAAGUGGUUUACAGGUGGUGGGACACAUGGCAAGAGGUGUGCAGAUGGUGGGACACCUGGCAAGUGGUGUACAGCUGAGAUAGGGAGCUACGGAAUGGUGUUGGUUGUGACAAAGGCAGUCGACGAUGAUGAUGUUCGGGUUAGAAUACCGUUGAAUGCUGUUGUGAACAACUCAACACGUGCUGAGAAGAGGUUUCUUUCAUCCAAAAUAAAAUAA
Haliotis rubra (blacklip abalone) is the source of this 855-nucleotide messenger RNA. RefSeq names its product cold-shock protein CS120-like. Bases 1 to 855 code for a protein of 284 amino acids. The transcript is spliced from 3 exons. The record is from RefSeq and is a predicted model, not a curated record. NCBI's taxonomy places the organism in Eukaryota, Metazoa, Mollusca, Gastropoda, Lepetellida, Haliotidae.